AUGUUUGUUGUCGGACUUACGGGAGGCAUUGCGACGGGAAAGUCUACUGUCACAACUCUUCUGCGCUCGCAUGGUCUUCCUGUCGUGGAUUUGGACGAUAUUUCCCGCGUCGUUGUAGAGAAAGGCACACCGACCCUUGGCAAGCUCGUCUCUGCGUUUGGCAAGGAGAUUUUGAACGAAGAUGGGACGCUGAACCGUGCAGAGCUUGGACGUAUUGUAUUUGGGAAGCCAGAGAAAGUACAGAUUUUGAAUCGUAUCACACACACGGCGAUUCGGCGUCGUAUGGCAUGGUAUCUUUUUCUCUGCUGGAUCACGGGCAGCCGCCGUGUCGUGGUUGAUUCGCCGCUGCUCAUUGAGGCCGGUCUGUGGAAAUGGGUCGGUGAAGUGGUUCUUGUGUACACGACAGAGGAGCAGCAAUUUGCACGCAUGCUCCAUCGGGACCAAUAUGUAAAGCAGCUUACGGUGGAAGAUGCGCGCGCGCGUCUUUCUUCGCAGGUGCCCAUCAUGACCAAGACCGCGUAUGCAGAUGUGAUUUUGGAUAACUCUAUGGAUGCCGUUGGGUUUAGCUCGCCGCUUCUUCGCGACGAGGUUGAGGCCAUGGUGCAGCGCUGGGAUCAGGAGGACCAUGCUUUCUUUGGCACCAUUUCCUGGCUCCUUUGCUGGCUCCUUCCCCCCGUUGGCCUUUUGUGGGGGUUUAUUGUAGUGUGCUUGCACACGCGCAGACUCGACAUACAGCAGCAGCAGCAGGCUUCUUAUGUGAAGGCGUCGAAACGCGAGUAA
Molecule: messenger RNA, 780 nt
Organism: Malassezia vespertilionis
Lineage: Eukaryota; Fungi; Basidiomycota; Malasseziomycetes; Malasseziales; Malasseziaceae
Gene: CAB5
Product: dephospho-CoA kinase
Exons: 2
Coding region: 1-780 (259 amino acids)
Biological process (GO): coenzyme A biosynthetic process
Molecular function (GO): ATP binding; dephospho-CoA kinase activity
Source: RefSeq, a predicted model, not a curated record